UGCAGCUCCGUUUCGCUUUUCGUCUCCGACACACACUUCUCGCUGCAUUAACACACCCCCACGCACAUACAAUAAGCAGAUCCGGUCCCUUUCGUUUUCAUUUCCCGGAAGGAUACUUAAAAUAUUUCAAGCGAUCCUGAAAGUAAUCAAAUUGUCGUCUCCAUUUCGAUUUCAUAUCGCGGCCCCCACAGCAAAGACGAAUUGGUAAACUGUGACGUGGAAACUUCUUGGGGAUUCAAAACUGGCCAAGUGCAAAUUACCAGGAUUUGGGAAAAGUGUUAUUCUCCCAUCUCAGGUAAAGGAACAUGACUGACGGCUCCUCACUGCCACCUUUGAUCAAGCAGGAGUCCGGGGGGAGAAGCAGUCCUCCCGCUUGUUCCCCGGUGCUGAUGGUCCCUCGCAGCCCCGUGGCCUCAUUGUACCCCGGCUCGCAUGACGAGCUCUGCAAGUUGCCUGGAAGACUGCGUAUCAACCCCUCGCUGUGGGGGAAGGAUGACGUUAGCCAUUGGCUGCGCUGGGCACAGAAGGAGUACUCCCUGCGCAGGACGGACCAGUCCAAGUUCGAGAUGAAUGGCAAAGCGCUCUGCCUCCUGACCAAGGAGGACUUCCGCCUCCGCUGCCCCAGCUCGGGCGAUGUCCUGUACGAGCUACUGCAGCACGUCAAACAGCAGAGGAGGGCGAUGGUGUGCAGCUCUCUGCCCAAACCCCUGGACAGACAGAGCGUCCAUGCACCCCAGAACCGAGAGACCAAUGGAGGACAGGCAGUGCCCUGUGGACAACCCUACCGGUCAGUUCCUGUGUGCCAGGUGAAUGCUCACCCUGGUAGCAUGGCGCCCCACAGUGAACCCUACCCAGACCAGAGGGAACACCCCUCACCUCAUUUUGCCUUCUCCCUGCCACAGAUCCAUUUAGAUUUCCAGAGAAAUCCCGCCCAGCCACUGGCAGAACCGCCGCAGCACUCGACUCCCAUCCUGCUCUCGCAGCACAUCACCAGCCAGUCCGGCCAGGGCAUGCCCAUGCCCGCAGCCCUCCGCUGCAAAGACGAGCCGCUCAACCUCUCCAACAGGGUGGAGAGCCCCAGCUCAAUGAGCAUCCCCCAGACCAACGAAGCCAACGGCAAGAUCGCAGACUGCCGCCUGCUGUGGGACUACGUGUACCAGCUGCUAUCCGACCAGCGCUAUGAGCCCUUCAUCCGUUGGGAGGACCCGCAGUCCAUGGUUUUCCGGGUAGUGGACCCAAAUGGCUUAGCCCGGCUUUGGGGGAACCACAAGAACAGAGUCAACAUGACCUAUGAGAAAAUGUCCCGGGCACUCAGACACUACUACAAGCUCAACAUCAUCAAGAAAGAGCCAGGGCAGAAACUGCUUUUCCGGUUUCUGAAGACUCCUGAGGAGAUACUGCAGAGCAGAGCCGACCGCCCGGACCACGCCGAAUCUCCAGAGCAUCCCCUGUCACCCGACUACAGAGAGGAGGGCCUUGAGGUGUCCCCCGAAUCCAGCUCCAACCCAUCCUCCCCAGCUGGACUGAUCGCCCCGCUCACCCCUCCGCCCCUUUGAACCUACGAGGAGGAUGCCUCUGCUUAGGCCAUGGCCUGGCUGUAGGAGAAUCCUAGAGGAAUGAUGAGACACAUGCAUAGGCCUCUUCUUAAGGCAAGGAAUUUACAGAAUGGGUGAUAGAGGGGCAUGGGUUUGUACUGGAGUAGAGGGCUGGUGACAAAACCUUGGACAAAGAUAAUGAUCCACCCAUUGACUCCUUGGACACUUGCAACAUUGAUGACACUAA
Molecule: messenger RNA, 1782 nt
Organism: Megalops cyprinoides (Indo-Pacific tarpon)
Lineage: Eukaryota; Metazoa; Chordata; Actinopteri; Elopiformes; Megalopidae
Gene: etv7
Product: ETS variant transcription factor 7
Exons: 9
Coding region: 306-1556 (416 amino acids)
Biological process (GO): regulation of transcription by RNA polymerase II; cell differentiation
Cellular component (GO): nucleus
Molecular function (GO): sequence-specific DNA binding; DNA-binding transcription factor activity, RNA polymerase II-specific
Source: RefSeq, a predicted model, not a curated record